CAACGACGACAAAAGAAUGUAUGCGCUUCACCGCAUGGCCUUCUAAACAGAGUAAGCUAUGUCUUAAGGUCCACAUCACUUAGUGCACACCAUCACACACUAAUACAGAUCAUUCUGAUUAUUCAUCCGGUUAGAACAUCAUAGCCGUAUCCGUGGGCUGCCAAGAUUUAAUCUCUAGGAAGUAAAACUCUCUGCAUACAAUGGGGAACCACAAUGAUAGUACGCAUGUCGGUACACACGCCACUCCUCCAGAGAAUGGCACAGACACAAGUACUAUACAAAACACGGCCGCCCCAGAUGACACACACGUGACAGCGUGUGACACUUCAAGUAGGAGUGUUAUGCGUGCAACGCCAUUCAAUGCGGCAUCUAUGUCUGAAGAUAUGACUGUAUCUGAAGAUUCGCCUGUAGUUGACCCAACGGGAGCAUGUACGCGCGUAUCACAGUAUCUUUCUAAAAUGAAAGGCCAGAGAGACAAGCCUUUACCAAUUCCUGAUCUUCUAUCUCUCACACUCAUGGCAAUUGCAUCCUUUCUGUCUAUUGGCACACUUAGUCUAAUCGAGUACCUCCCAAGCAGUGCAAUAUCGUCUUCAGACUACACACAGGUGUUAGGUAGUUUUGGUGCAUCCGCUAUCUUGGUAUACGGGCUUCCCAACGCACCGCUUUCUCAGCCCAGAAACCAAAUUGUAGGACAGUGUAUAGCCGGUCUCAUAGGCAUCGCCUGCAGGCUAUUAAUCGCCGACAACAUGGGUGGCAAUAUAAUCCUAGCACUCCCUGUGUCUAUCACUUUGUGCAUACUGUGCAUGGCUGUGACGCAGAGCUUCCACCCACCCGCAGGGGGCACUAAUCUAAUUAUGGUACUCAGCUCAACUACCUCAGACAUCGGGUUCGGAAUGAUGGUUCCGGUUAUAUACGGCACAUUAGUCAUGCUAUUCUGGGCGUUGGUUACCUGCAACUUAAACCCCCGGGUGGCCUUCCCAAAGUACUGGUUUGGCUUCAAACAUAUACUCGGGAUACCAUUCUAUAAGAAGUCAAAGCCAGAUAUGGAUGUUAUUGCGCCAAGUAAGGCAUCGAAAAGUGCAUCCAAAGCAGAGAUGGGUGUAGAUGUGCGCGGGCUGGUGGCUGUCGAGGCCAGUACCCGAAUUAGAGCGUGUUCGUGCGAUUGUACGUGUGGAGCGCAGGAAGAAUAAGAAUGGGCGGUAUCCACAUACAUUUUUUAGUAGAGGGUGAAUGCGAACGUAAACGUAUACACAUUCCUCUGAGUGCAAACGUGCCACAUAUACAUACCCAUGUACAGAAUCACACACACCACAUAGCCUGGCGAAUGACGACAUAACGGAGUAUACAUAUACGUAUAUUCUAAACAAUAGACGCAGGAUGGUUAAGCCUUGGCGAUGCCACUAGUAAAGCCGCAGGCAUUAGAAUAUUUCGUAGCGCUCUAACCCUGGGGCACCAAUGAUCAUUGAUAUCCCGCGCAGGUGAUGGAUCGUAUCUGCUUAGCCCUGCUAGUAACAACGCUUGCUUGUGGGAGUGCGUGCACAUGCUGCAAUCACUUCUAUAGCAUGCGGAUGUGGGUGGGAUGGUGUCUCGGCUAAGUGAUUGAAUACUGUACCAUAGGGUAAUUGUUAAGUAAGCCGAGUGAUGCACCCGUUUGGCACUACUAGGAGAAGUCACGCCUUGUCAUACAAAGGAGUUCAAGGCCUCCAAAUACACACAGCUCAGAUGAUGUACCCUUACGAGUCCCAGUUGAAAUACACUGAUAAGACCAGUAUCUCUUGGCUCGGAAGGGCCUAAAACCGAGCGAAUUAGAGUAGCUCUAGCUACAAAUAACGAUAGACGAAAUUAGAAUCAAUCAUAGCCUUUCUAAAGUAGACAAUCAAUUUAAUAAAAUGACAAAAUGAGCGGAUGCGAAGCUCAGGUGCA
Sphaeroforma arctica JP610 is the source of this 1923-nucleotide messenger RNA. RefSeq lists its product as hypothetical. The record is from RefSeq and is a predicted model, not a curated record. The transcript has a single exon. NCBI's taxonomy places the organism in Eukaryota, Ichthyosporea, Ichthyophonida. Bases 201 to 1190 code for a protein of 329 amino acids.